CUCUUUUUCUCGACUCUUGGUUGAGGCACCAGUCAUGAGUACCCUGAGGCUUCAGAAGCGUUUAGCUUCCAGCGUUUUAAAAUGUGGAAAAAAUAAAGUGUGGCUGGAUCCUAAUGAAAUCAAUGAAAUAGCCAAUGCUAACUCGCGACAAAAUGUUCGCAAACUUAUAAAAGAUGGUCUGAUUAUUCGUAAACCUGUUGCAGUCCAUUCACGGGCCCGUGUGCGAAAGGCAGCUAUUGCUAGAAGGAAGGGUCGUCAUAUGGGUUACGGUAAAAGAAAGGGUACUGCUAAUGCUCGUAUGCCUGAAAAAAUUGUGUGGAUUCGACGCAUGCGAGUCUUGAGGAGGUUACUCAGAAAAUACAGGGAGGCCAAAAAAAUUGAUCGUCAUCUUUACCAUGCAUUGUACAUGAAAGCCAAGGGUAACGUGUUCAAAAACAAACGUGUAUUGAUGGAAUAUAUUCACAAAAAGAAGGCAGAGAAAGCCAGAAGCAAGCAGCUCUCUGACCAAGCGGAAGCCCGUCGUGUGAAGACCAAAGAAGCACGUAGACGUCGUGAAGAACGUCAAGCUCUGAAGAGACAGGAACUUUUGAAAACAUUUGCUAAAGAAGAUGAAGCUGCAAAGAAAUAAACCAUCAAAUUUUGAUGUAAUUAAAAUAACAACUGUAUUUUCUAUGGAUAUUACAUAUUGCCUACCAUAGAGUAAAA
Saccoglossus kowalevskii is the source of this 705-nucleotide messenger RNA. RefSeq names its product large ribosomal subunit protein eL19-like. Gene Ontology annotation, cellular component: cytosolic large ribosomal subunit; ribosome. The record is from RefSeq and is a predicted model, not a curated record. NCBI's taxonomy places the organism in Eukaryota, Metazoa, Hemichordata, Enteropneusta, Harrimaniidae. Gene Ontology annotation, molecular function: structural constituent of ribosome; RNA binding. Gene Ontology annotation, biological process: translation.